Hibiscus syriacus is the source of this 1664-nucleotide messenger RNA. Its product is annotated as probable protein phosphatase 2C 24. Bases 138 to 1406 code for a protein of 422 amino acids. Gene Ontology annotation, biological process: protein dephosphorylation. The transcript has 4 exons. Lineage: Eukaryota; Viridiplantae; Streptophyta; Magnoliopsida; Malvales; Malvaceae. Gene Ontology annotation, cellular component: nucleus; cytosol. Gene Ontology annotation, molecular function: protein serine/threonine phosphatase activity; cation binding. The record is from RefSeq and is a predicted model, not a curated record.
CUGUGAAUAUAUCGGAACAUUUCAUUUUUCGUAUUCAUUUUUACGUUGAUUUCGUUUUUGAAAAAUAGAAAGAAGAGUAUUAAGGAAUAAAAUUUGAUUGUUUUGACAUCAAUGAUGAUGUGGUCUUAGUUAUUCUUAUGGCGGAGAUCUGUUGCAGUGUGGCGAGCGAAGGGGAAGCAACAAUACUGUACGAGUCGAGUUCACGCGCAGCAAGGAGACGUCGAAUGGAGCUUAGACGAAUUAAAAUCGUGGACGUGGCUGCAUCGGAAGCUGAAAACAGCAGGAAACGCAAGAAGAUGCAAGCUUACGCGACAUCAUUUUUUCUAGACUGUGAAAACGCUAAUGGAAUUCCUGCUUCCAAUGAGGAGAGGAAAAAACGAACGGUUAAACCUACAAAUGGAAGAUCGGAAACGAACGGAACGAUAAUUAAAAGUCACUCGAGUCCCUCGCUACUGAAUGCUGUGACCGAUUCCGAUUUGCAUCCUAAGUUUGGCGUCGCUUCGGUUUGUGGAAGGAGAAGAGACAUGGAAGACGCCGUCGCAAUUUGUCCGUCUUUCCACCGCCAAGGCCAGGACUACGCCGGCAGUGGCUUCCACUAUUUUGGAGUCUAUGACGGUCACGGUUGCUCUCACGUGGCAAUGAGGUGCAAAGAGCGGUUACACGAGCUGGUGAAAGAAGAGCUGGAGCUGGCCAGUGAGAAGGAAUGGAAAGGAGCAAUGGAACGUAGCUUCAUGCGCAUGGAUAAGGAAGUGAUAAACUGGAACGAGAGCAUGGAUGGCGCUAAUUGCCGAUGCGAGUUACAGUCUCCCGAGUGUGAUGCCGUUGGAUCUACUGCCGUUGUCGCUAUCCUAACGCCUGAUAAAGUAGUUCUUGCCAACUGUGGUGAUUCGAGAGCUGUUUUGUGUCGUAACGGAAAGCCUGUUCCUUUAUCGUCUGAUCACAAGCCAGAUCGCCCGGAUGAGCUGAACCGGAUCGAAGAAGCGGGAGGUCGGGUCAUUUUCUGGGAUGGUCCUCGAGUUCUGGGAGUCCUCGCUAUGUCCAGAGCCAUAGGUGAUAACUACUUGAAACCGUACGUGAUUUGUGAGCCGGAGGUUACGGUUGCUGAGCGGACGGCGGAGGACGAAUUUUUAAUUCUGGCUAGUGACGGUUUAUGGGACGUCGUGUCGAAUGAUACUGCAUGCAGGGUGACGCGCAUGUGUUUAAGGGGGGGAAACUGUGAUUUAAACGCCCUGCUGUUGUCGGCGGGAAGAGUGGAAGGGGAGGCGGUUGGAGGGUCAGUGAUGGGAGGAGAGAUCUCGGAUAAGGCCUGCGCUGACGCGUCCAUGCUGUUGACAAAGCUGGCGUUGGCUAGGCAUAGUACGGACAAUGUUAGCGUAGUCGUGGUGGAUCUAAGGAGAGCCACGUAAUGGUCGUUUGAAAUUUCACUGUUUUUCUUACUAAAAAAGGAAAAUAAAAAGAAAAUUCAGUGUUUUUCUCCCCCCUAUUCACGUGAUUUUGGUUCAUCGGGAGUGAAACCUGAAGGAAAGGGUUGGUUAUUUUCUCUACAUUUAAUGAGCUCUUUCCAAGUCUGAUUGGACAAGAGAUUAGAGUGCAGUGAGCGAAUAGAAGAUGAUUGCAAAAUGUCUUUAAAGAUGCUAGAGAACAAUAAAUAUUUUUCAAAACAA